Anguilla rostrata (American eel) is the source of this 2501-nucleotide messenger RNA. It is a transcript of the gene pdss1, whose product is annotated as prenyl (decaprenyl) diphosphate synthase, subunit 1. NCBI's taxonomy places the organism in Eukaryota, Metazoa, Chordata, Actinopteri, Anguilliformes, Anguillidae. Gene Ontology annotation, biological process: ubiquinone biosynthetic process; isoprenoid biosynthetic process. The transcript has 11 exons. The record is from RefSeq and is a predicted model, not a curated record. Gene Ontology annotation, molecular function: prenyltransferase activity. Bases 64 to 1323 code for a protein of 419 amino acids. Gene Ontology annotation, cellular component: mitochondrion; transferase complex.
ACGCCUACACGGAGGUUAGUGCCGUUCAUUCACUACGUUUUUCCGCUUCCUGGCGAGCGAAACAUGGCGCUGCCGUGGAGGCAUUGCCGCAGGUGGACCGUGGGUAGAAAUGGGGCAUCUUCUCUAGUAAACGCGGUCUGUGGCGCUGUCACAGCAGCAGGGCGGAGAGAGGAGAGCAUAAUCUGUGUGGGAGUCCGCGGCAUUGCGGGAACCAAGGUAACCUCUACCAACAGACAUGUGAAUCUUCCCUCAGUCAGGAUAUGUAGCUCCCUACUAAGUUAUAAUUACAGGUCCCUGAACACUACAGAGAAUGCCAGCUGUUUUAAAAAGCUGCACAGUGAUGCCAAAGCAAAGGAUCCCUUCACAUUGGCUCAGAAAGACCUGUAUAACUUAUAUGAUGAUAUUAAAAAGGAGAUGUUUGUGUCUAAAGUAGAGCUGAAGUCUGUGUGUGAUUACUACUUCGACGGGAAGGGAAAAGCCUUGCGUCCCAUGAUAGUAGUGCUGAUGGCCAGGGCGUGUAACCUGCACUGCAACCGCGACGGAGAGCUUCUCCCAGGCCAGAGGUCCAUAGCUAUGAUCUCGGAGAUGAUCCACACGGCCAGCCUGGUGCACGACGACGUCAUUGACGGAUCUGACAAGCGAAGAGGGAAGAACACCAUUAAUGAAGUGUGGGGAGAGAAAAAGGCCAUCCUGGCCGGCGAUUUCAUCCUGUCCGUAGCGUCCAUGGCGAUGGCUCGUAUUGGCAACACCACUGUGGUGACAGUGCUGUCCCAAGUCAUCGAGGACCUGGUGCGAGGUGAAUUCAUGCAGCUUGGAUCUAAAGAAAACGAAAACGAGAGAUUCAAGCAUUACCUGGAGAAAACCUUCAAGAAGACUGCCAGUCUCAUCGCUAACAGUUGUAAAGCAGUAUCGAUUCUGGUGAACUCUGAUCCGGAGGUGCAUGAGAUUUGCUUCCAGUACGGGAGAAAUGUUGGAAUUGCGUUUCAGCUGGUGGAUGACAUUCUGGACUUCACGUCAUGUGCCAGUCAGCUGGGGAAGCCCUCUGCCGCAGACCUCCGGCUGGGAUUGGCCACCGGGCCUGUGCUGUUCGCCUGCCAGCAGUUUCCUGAGCUGCAUGCGAUGAUUAUGAGGAGAUUCAGUUCCAGUGGAGAUGUGGAGCGAGCCUGGCGGUAUGUCAUGGAGAGUGACGGCAUCCAGCAGACCAACUACCUCGCCCAGCGGUACUGCCAGGAGGCCGUGAGGCAGAUCAGCAAGCUCCGCCCCUCCGCCGAGCGGCAGGCGCUCAUCCGGCUGACCGAACUGGUCCUGUCCCGGGACAAGUGAACCCCCGCCCCCCCCCGUACACGACGUCACUCCAGGCAGCUAUUCCUCGGGAGUGGGUCCCACUAAAGGGGUCGUGGCGGUGGCCCGUUUAGCGACCAGCUGUGCUCAGCUAACAAAUACGCCAGGUUACCAAAUGUGCCUAUGCUCCUAGUUACUCACCUGCAUGUUCAAAUUGAUUACAUUUACGGUUGUGUGUACACAUCCACUUAUUACUCUAUUUCAGUUCUCUGAUGGAACGGAGAAAGAGUGCUUGUUCACUUUCCCUAUUUUCCGAGCACUUUUCCCCACAGCAAAUUUAAUGUCAAAGACGCUAGCAAGCUCGCUACCUGUUGCUAGCCUUUCUGUACUUCGCAUUGGCAGAAAUGAUAGCCGUUUCUAACGCAUCAGGUACAUUUAUUUCUAUUUCUCAGGUCUCCGCUCUCAGUAACCCUACAACUGGAAACGCAAUCUGUGUAGACACGUAGGCUGUGAGGAACCAGGAACUGGAUACAUUUGGUACCCUGGGCAUUUCUGCUCAUUUGACCAGUGAACUAUGAGGAGGGGGGUUUGGCUGAUUGACCUGCACUUAAACUCAAAAAUGGUCAAACCGGUUCUACUCGAUUAUCAAAUGCACAAAGGCAGUGACACAUCAAAAGCAAACCAGUUAGAAGAAUCUUGCUGAAAUCAUUUGUAAAUCUUGUCAAGUAUAACAAUCAAAACGGCUAUAGGAUAGCUGUCGAAUCUGAGAAGCGGGGAACUCCGGUCUUCCCGUCUCCCAAUUGGCAGAAUUUGAGAGAGAGCAUGGCUCCGCCCCCCUCCCACUUGUGUGUCAUAGAGGUGCACAGACAGGAAGAGGAAUCACUGCAUCGCUGUCAGACUUGGUUGUACACUGUACUGUAAAACACAGUUCUGCCUUCGCCCUUGUGCCAGUCCCAAAGGCAUCUGGGACAGGAACCCGGGGAGACGGAGGACUUCUGAAGUUCAAUGGGAUUCUGGAUGUUACUGUCAUGUGGACUUGUUUACAGUCCUUAAGGAUCCGUCCACACUGCAAGGCCAGUGUGUGUGCGCGUGUAUGCAUGCAUACACAGCCAGUUGUACCCAGUGUAUCGGUAUACAUUGUAUUAAUUCAAUGAACAAAGCCUUAUUCCAUGUGAACUGUGUAUUCAAUUAUUCAAAAUAAAAGCCAAUUUUUAAAAAAA